AUGAAGGUCAUUGUGGUUGGAGCAGGCAUUGCUGGUCUUUCAGCUGCGAUUGGACUUAGGAGAGCUGGUCAUGAAGUCUUGCCUAAUGCAUCCCGAGUUGUAUCUCAAUGGGGCUUCGAUGUCAAAAGAGCUCGCCUCGUGACUGCCCAAUCGACCACUUACACUUCCGGGGAUGACCUUCGUGUACUUAAUGUGGUAGAUCAUUCUAACAUUGAAGAAGAAUAUGGAUCUGGGUAUUUCUACAGUCAUAGGGUUGAUUUACAUACAGAGUUAAAGUUGCUUGCCACAGGAGAAGAAGGACAAGGAAAGCCGGCAGUAAUUCAAAAUAAGUGCGAAGUUGUCGGCUAUGACACCAUCAAUGGAUCAGUAAUUCUGGCCGACGGAAAGAGUAUGACGGCCGAUUUAAUUGUCGGUGCUGAUGGUAUUCAUUCUACGGCUGUAAAAGAAGUCACGGGAUAUGAGAACCCAGCUGUUCCAACAGGAAUAUCUUGUUUUCGAUGUUUAAUACCAGUCAAAGAAAUCCAAGACGACCCUGAAUGUGCUUUUUUUAUGGAAGAAAUGGAAGGCAAGCUUCGAAUGUUUGUCUCCCCAACUGAAAGCCAACGAAGAGUUGUUUGGUAUCCUUGCAGAGAGAAUCAAAUACUUAAUGUUGCAUUCAUGUGUCCGGACAGAGAGGGUCUCGAAUCCACUGAAGGCAAGCCUCAUUCCUUUUAUGCAUUCUAUUACUGGAACAUCCGUAUUCCUAGCGAGAUCUUCCUCAAUGAGCUUACUGGAUAUCAUCCUGCGCUUCGCCAUUUAUUAGCUAAGGGGAAAGAUGUCAGACUAUGGAAACUUCUAUUUAGAGCGCCUCUACCUACUUGGCAUCGGGGUAAACUCGUUGUUAUUGGUGAUGCUGCGCAUCCUAUGUUACCUUACCAAGGACAAGCAGGCGCCCAAGCAAUAGAAGAUGGUUGCGCUCUCGGCGUUCUCUUCUCCAAGCUCCCACCCGGCAAUCCUACAGUAGAAACAAUAUCAACAAGACUCCAUAGUUUCGAAAAAAUAAGAAAAAAUCGAGCAAGCGCCAUGCAAAUGUUUUCAAAUGCAGGCCCGGAUCAGUCGGAGAAGGUGAAGGAAAGUGCGAGGGCUUUUAUGGAAGAGGGACAGUGUGUACCUUCAAAUCCUCAAGAAUAUCAAGAAUACAUCUUCAAACACGAUGUUGCGAAAGUAUGCGAGGUGGAAUUGGAGAGAAUCAAUCAAUAG
Messenger RNA from Sclerotinia sclerotiorum 1980 UF-70, 1239 nucleotides. RefSeq lists its product as hypothetical. Gene Ontology annotation, molecular function: monooxygenase activity; FAD binding. NCBI's taxonomy places the organism in Eukaryota, Fungi, Ascomycota, Leotiomycetes, Helotiales, Sclerotiniaceae. The transcript is spliced from 7 exons. The record is from RefSeq and is a predicted model, not a curated record. The coding region runs from base 1 to 1239 and encodes 412 amino acids.